GACCAAACUAUUAGUAUCGGUAUGAGCUGAACUUGAGAUCUGUGCGGUGGUCAGCAAACAUUUUUCUUCUCUCGCACAACAAAAGACGAACAAAGAAUUCAACAUUCAGUUGUGCUAUUUCUUUUUAUGAUCAUAUCGCUUGGGUAAGGGCUCACAAAUGUUGUUUCGGGUGGAAAGACCUUUUGACACAAAUCAAUGAUUACCCUGAAAUCUGUUUAGGAAGAGUAUAUUUUCAGUUUUGAAAAAUAAAUGGAGAGGAAAAGAUCUGCGGAAGGGGAAGACCAAGAAGGCUGUGGAUUAAGGAAAAGAUGGAAGGCUGAAUAUAAUGAACCUUCUGAUGAUGAAGACGAGAAGGAGGAGGAGGAUCAAAAAACUUGGAGGACAGAAGGAAAACAGCUUUUGCCUGUAAUCUGUGGAACCACAGAGGGCAUCCUUGAUUGUGAGAAGCUGGAACAAGGUAAGGCGUGUAUUGUGUAUGAAGGCAAAUGGUGUAAGCCCUCUAGGUUUGAGAAACUUGCAGGGAAAAGAUUGUGUAAAAAAUGGAAAGCAACUAUUUUCUAUGAUGAUCAACCUCUGGAGUAUUGGAUUAAGAAACGUUACCUAAAAACUAAGGGAUACAGAAAAGGAAGAUCCAAGACUAGAACGGAAAUACAAUCAUCCAACUCUGAAGAAACUGAAGAUGAUAAUGCUGAAGAGAGGACAACAAAACAUACAAUUUCAACAGCAAUGAAACAUCUAUUCAGGGGGAAAGAACUAAGAAUUAUUCUCAAGAGAUGUUUUGAUGGAAGACAGGGAACAGGUGCUUGUCACUCCAAGUGGAUGGAUCUUCCAGAAGAGUGCAGCAGCUCAGCAAAAGUUAACACAGCCACUGCAGCAAUGACGCUCAUUGCUCCCUCACACAUACAUGACCUAUCCAUCAAUGGGAGUGAUGGGAAGGCAGUGAAGACCAGUUACCACAAAGCAGUGAAAGAAAAGAACAGGAAGCUUCCACAUCUUUGGGAAUAG
Molecule: messenger RNA, 1005 nt
Organism: Oreochromis aureus
Lineage: Eukaryota; Metazoa; Chordata; Actinopteri; Cichliformes; Cichlidae
Exons: 7
Coding region: 250-1005 (251 amino acids)
Biological process (GO): positive regulation of transcription by RNA polymerase II
Molecular function (GO): DNA-binding transcription activator activity, RNA polymerase II-specific; RNA polymerase II cis-regulatory region sequence-specific DNA binding
Source: RefSeq, a predicted model, not a curated record